Chelonoidis abingdonii (Abingdon island giant tortoise) is the source of this 1247-nucleotide messenger RNA. It is a transcript of the gene DOK6, whose product is annotated as docking protein 6. Gene Ontology annotation, biological process: cell surface receptor protein tyrosine kinase signaling pathway. The record is from RefSeq and is a predicted model, not a curated record. Gene Ontology annotation, cellular component: cytoplasm. Lineage: Eukaryota; Metazoa; Chordata; Testudines; Testudinidae.
CCGGGCAGCGCGAGCCAGGCAGGAGCGGGGAGCAGCCCGGCUGCUGCUGCUGCUGCUGCCUGGAUGCCAGAGGCUCCCCGGGAGCCGGCGGCCAGAGACACCCCGGAAGAGCCGGAGGAGAAGGACGAGGCCCCCGGGCUGUGAGCGGAGCGGAGGAAGCAGGCACCGCUGGCCAUGGCCUCCAACUUUAACGAUAUCGUCAAGCAGGGCUAUGUGAAAAUCCGCAGCAGGAAGCUGGGGAUUUUCAGGAGAUGCUGGCUGGUUUUCAAGAAGGCUUCUAGUAAAGGACCUAGAAGGCUAGAAAAAUUUCCAGAUGAAAAAGCGGCGUAUUUCAGAAAUUUUCAUAAGGUAACUGAGCUUCACAACAUCAAAAACAUAACCAGACUGCCUAGAGAGACAAAGAAGCAUGCAGUGGCAAUUAUUUUUCAUGAUGAGACAUCAAAGACAUUUGCCUGUGAGUCAGAACUGGAAGCAGAGGAGUGGUGCAAACAUCUUUGCAUAGAGUGUCUAGGAACCAGGCUCAAUGAUAUAAGCCUUGGGGAGCCAGAUUUGCUUGCUGCUGGAGUCCAGAGAGAACAAAAUGAGCGAUUCAACGUAUACCUUAUGCCUACACCAAAUUUAGAUAUCUAUGGGGAAUGUACAAUGCAGAUCACACAUGAAAACAUCUAUCUCUGGGAUAUCCAUAAUGCCAAGGUCAAGCUGGUCAUGUGGCCUCUGAGUUCUUUGCGGAGAUAUGGGCGUGACUCAACAUGGUUCACAUUUGAGUCUGGAAGGAUGUGUGACACAGGUGAAGGACUGUUCACCUUUCAGACAAGGGAAGGAGAGAUGAUCUAUCAGAAAGUCCAUUCUGCAACACUGGCGAUAGCUGAGCAACAUGAAAGACUAAUGAUGGAGAUGGAGCAAAAGGCACGGCUGGAAACCAGUCUGAGUGAACCAAUGACAUUAUCCAAGUCAAUCUCACUUCCCCGCAGCGCAUACUGGCAUCACAUCACUCGACAGAACAGCGUUGGAGAAAUCUACAGUUUACAAGGUCACAGUCUCAGUUCAGCAAAGGUGUCUCGUGCACAGACGUUUCCCAGCUACACCUCAGAGCCGGGCGAGGAGCACCAGCAGUCCCUGUCGCUGUCUAGCAGCUAUGGAUUCAGCUACAGUUCAGCCGUCAUCUAAUGAUACACACACAACAGAUGACCAGAGAUACAAUGGAGCCUGGAACCUGCCUCUAGGGCCAGGAAGCCACUUGCACCUUC